GAACCAGUCAGUCUGAUCAUGCACCCCUCCCCCAGGUAUUUUCUAGACUGCAGCCCAACGACACUUCCGGCCACUCUUCCACAGCUCUCCAGAAAGUUCCAAAGCGCAGAGCCGAGCGACUAUAAGAAGAGCCAGCCAUCUUCCUCCACCAGCCUCACCGUAACCCUUACUAAAGCUUGAAUAGUAAAAUCUCCUAGCAAGUUGUAACCAUGGUUCACGAAACCGGCUUCUACGAGUUACUGGGUGUCAACCCUGAAGCCUCGCAGGAUGAACUCAAAAAAGCCUACAGAAAACUCGCAUUGAAAUAUCAUCCCGACAAGAACCCCAAUGAAGGAGAGAAGUUCAAGCUUAUAUCUCAAGCAUAUGAAGUGCUGUCAAAUCCAGAGAAGAGAUCCUUGUAUGACCAAGGAGGAGAACAAGCAAUCAAAGAAGGAGGCAUGGGAGGAGGAACUUCACCAAUGGACAUGUUCAACAUGUUCUUUGGAGGUGGAGGGAGGAUGCAGAGAGAGAGAAGAGGGAAGAAUGUCGUCCACCAACUUAGUGUAACACUGGAUGAGAUGUACAAUGGCAGUACAAGGAAGCUCGGACUUCAAAAGAACAUCAUUUGUGACUCAUGUGAAGGCUAUGGUGGGAAGAAAGGUGCAAUGGAAAAGUGCUCCAUUUGCAAAGGAAGAGGUGUUCAAAUCAAGGUGCAACAGAUUGGGCCUGGCAUGAUCCAGCAGAUCCAGAGUGUGUGUGCAGACUGCCAGGGACAGGGAGAGAAAUUUAGCUCCAAGGACCGCUGUAAGAGCUGCAAUGGACGCAAAGUAGAACGCAAGAAGAAAGUUCUUGAGGUUCACAUUGACAAAGGUAUGAGGGACGGUCAGAAAAUAACAUUCACUGGAGAAGGGGACCAGGAACCUGGACUGGAGCCAGGGGAUGUAAUCAUCGUUCUGGAUCAGAAGGAUCACCCCUUGUUCCAGAGGAAAGACGAAGAUUUGAUAAUGAAGAUGGAUAUCAAACUAUCUGAGGCUCUGUGUGGUUUCAAGAAGACUAUUCAAACAUUAGACGACAGAACGCUCGUCAUCAGCGCACUACCAGGUGAAGUAAUCAAGCAUAAUGACAUCAGAUGUGUUCAGAAUGAGGGCAUGCCAAUUUACAAGGAGCCGUAUGAAAAAGGGCAGCUUAUCAUUAAGUUCCAGGUUGCAUUUCCAGAGAAAGGCUGGCUUCCAGAGCAUCUCAUGUUCCAGCUGGAAAGACUGCUUCCUCCCAGAGAGGAUGUGAUGAUUACUGAUGACAUGGAGGAGGUGGAACUCAGUGAGCCGGAUGUGUCGUCACAGAGAAGGGCCAGUAGGGAAGCGUAUGAGGAAGACGAAGAGGGUCCCAGAAACGGAAACGGGGUGCAAUGUCAGACGCAGUAGUUGUAAAAAAAUAAUUAAAAACGUCGUAGAGCAUGUGGAUUUUUUUUUUUUGUGUGAAAAUGCCUUUUCUUUUUUAAGUCCUGUUUUCACAAAAAAACAUUGAUGAAAAGAAGUAACAUUAGGUUUAAAACAGUUGCCAAUGCCAUUUUUGUAUGACUAAAGGGACACAAAUAUGCAAGUGGGGUACUCCUUUCACGUUUUGUUUGUGCUCCCUAAGUUAUCAAAACGGUAUUUUGGUGUCAGUGUCUUGUAUGUUCUCUAUUUAAGAUCUGUGUUUUAUACCCAUAUGUUUCCAAUGAAAUCUAUGGUACAUAUGUUUUCUUUUCAAAAGCUGAAAAGACUACUUGUAUGCUUUCUAUGAAGGUAAUUUCAGUCUUGACAAACAUCAUUUUUUUUUUCUCAAUAAAAGUCCCAGAAUGCUUUAA
Molecule: messenger RNA, 1825 nt
Organism: Gymnodraco acuticeps
Lineage: Eukaryota; Metazoa; Chordata; Actinopteri; Perciformes; Bathydraconidae
Gene: dnaja
Product: DnaJ heat shock protein family (Hsp40) member A
Exons: 8
Coding region: 210-1400 (396 amino acids)
Biological process (GO): response to heat; protein refolding
Cellular component (GO): cytosol; cytoplasm
Molecular function (GO): Hsp70 protein binding; ATP binding
Source: RefSeq, a predicted model, not a curated record